AUGUCCAUUCGAGGACUAUCCCUAACUUUUUCUCUGUUGUUUAUCUGUUUCCUUAGGGAGAGCUGCUGCAUUUGUGAUGGAACUAUCUGGACAAAGGUUGGAUGGGAGAUUUUUCCAGAAGAAAUGCAUUAUCUGAAAGUUAAGCCUUCACCGUCUUACUGUCUACCUUACCCUCUGGACAAACUAUGCUGCAAUUUUGCUAAUAUGGAUCUAUUUCAGGGUUCUUUACAUCUCAUUUAUAUUUUAGUACAAGCUCUCUUUUUAAUACUGUCUGUUUUAUCUGUACAUUACCUGUGGAUGAAAUGGAAAAAACACCAAAAAAAGCUGAAAAAACGAGCCUCCUCAGAUACAUUUGUUAAGGACCUGGAAAAUCCGUCUAUCUAUGACAUUGAUCAAAUACUCUGCCGGCUGGUGGCCACAACAUCAAUGAUGACCAAGUACCUGAAUCAGAUGUCCCAGCAUACUCCAGCUAAGAAAGUCAAGUACCGAAAACUGAAAAAGAGGAGUGAAGAAGGAGCCCGAGGAUACUAG
This is a messenger RNA of Neogale vison (American mink), 531 nucleotides long. RefSeq names its product testis expressed 50 (gene TEX50). The transcript has 2 exons. The record is from RefSeq and is a predicted model, not a curated record. Lineage: Eukaryota; Metazoa; Chordata; Mammalia; Carnivora; Mustelidae. The coding region runs from base 1 to 531 and encodes 176 amino acids.